Molecule: messenger RNA, 8905 nt
Organism: Mus musculus (house mouse)
Lineage: Eukaryota; Metazoa; Chordata; Mammalia; Rodentia; Muridae
Gene: Cnnm2
Product: cyclin M2
Exons: 2
Coding region: 4940-6586 (548 amino acids)
Biological process (GO): magnesium ion homeostasis; magnesium ion transmembrane transport
Cellular component (GO): basolateral plasma membrane; plasma membrane
Source: RefSeq, a predicted model, not a curated record
CUCAUCACUUGUUUGGAGGGACUGAGUGAGGGUGGACCCCGACACGCCCGAAAAUAAACCUUUUGCUCUUGCAUCUAAAAAAAAAAAAUUGUUACUUAGUAACCUUAUCAAGUCAGGACACUAAUUAAUAUGACCUGGACAGCCCCCCAAUAAUCAAGGCAGAGUCCUAUGGUCUUUCACAAUCAUCUUUAGCACUGUUACUGGGGGAUUACCCCAAUCUAUUUUUCUAUACCCGAGACUGUUAAUUCCCCAGCUGUGUUUCCCGAGUCCUUGCUGUUAGAGUCUCCCCUGGGUUAUUUCUGCUCCAUCAGCCUGUCCUCAGGGGGAUAUUUCACCCUGCCUCAUGCUGCUGGCUCGUAACAUCUAAUGGAGACCUCCUCUUCUCUCUGCCUUUUUUCCUUCUUCUUUCUCCUUCUCCUGUCUCCUUCUUUCUCCUCAUUCUCCUCAUGGUUCCUACCUGUGACCCCCAGCCCGGUAACUGAAACCCAGCCUACCUCUAUUCUCCCCAGUAAUUGGCUAUGUGUAUUAGUCAGGGUUCUCUAGAGUCACAGAACUUAUGGAUAGUCUCUAGAUAGUAAAGAAAUUUAUUGAUGACUUACAGUCGGCAGCCCAAUUCCCAACAAUGGUUCAGUCGCAGCUGUGAAUGGAAGUCCAAGGAUCUAGCAGUUACUCAGUCUCACACGGCAAGCAGGCGAAGGAGCAAGAGCAAGAGCUAGACUCCCUUCUUCCAAUGUCCUUAUAUUGUCUCCAGCAGAAGGUGUCACCCAGAUUAAAGGUGUGUUCCACCACACCCUUAAUCCCAGAUAAAAAGGUGUAGCCCAGAUUAAAGGUGUGUUCCUUAAACUCGGAGAUUCAAUCUUCUGGAAUCCAUAUCCACGAUGGCUCAAGAUCUCCAAACCAAGAUCCAGAUAAGGAUCUCCAAGCCUCCAGAUAAGAGUCACUGGUGAGCCUUCCAAUUCCGGAUUGUAGUUCAUUCCAAAUAUUGUCAAGUUGACAACCAGGAAUAGCCACUACACUAUGGCUCUUUUUAUUUAACCAAUAGCUUUAAACUGUGGGGUAAGGUUUACAUAGCAUCAUUGGCAUACGUGAGGAUCUGCUCAUUGGGGGUUUAUCAGGUCUUGGGGGGUCAGUAUUUAGCACUGAAUACACAGCAGCACCAGACCAACCUCCAACAAGAAACCUUUUCUCCCAGCUGUGAAAAAGCCACAUUUCCCCUUUUCUUCUCAGUAGCCAUGUCCAGAGAAUAUCUAGAAAAAGGAGGGGAGUGGGGAAAGACCCAACAAAAGCUCACAAGGCCUCCUGAGAAAACAAGCAAGCCUCAGGCUUUCCUCUAACUGAGUAUUUUUAUGAACUGCGGUGAAAAAAAAUUCUCAUUUUGCCUAAAAGGGUUCUAGCACUUAAACACGUGCUUCUGAAAAAAUCCCUCCGGGCCAUCAGAGUGGAUUCAAGGGCAAGUCUGUGUAAUUCCAGCGUGUCCCUAGUUUCUGGUUUUCCUCAGAAGACUGUGUGCUCUAGUGGCAUUCAGAUGUCACUCUUGGUGGGAGUGGACCCCAGCAGCAGAGCAUAUGUCCAAGGCCUUGGGGUUCCAUCCCCUAACCCCAAAUCCCAUUUAGAGCAUUAACUUCGAAUGCUUUCCUACAACCCAGCAAAUUUCAGAACAAAAACCUUCUCUAUUAACCAGACCUUAGGUUAACAAAAUGUAUAGAGAAACACUUGUAAUUUUUUUGCCAUCUUUUAGAAAAUCCAGUGCAUGCCCCUUGGAGAGACAUUUGGGUCUGGCUGCAGAGCUCAUUCCUGAACCCGCAGACUGGGAGGUUUCCCUUCUGGACGGAAGAGAAUUGAGCUGUCAUUCUUCUCUCUUGUUUUCUAGUGAGGGAUUCUGGGAGGGGAAGUUUAGUUAAGGAGGGUAUUUGCAGGAGGUUUAGCUUAGCUUGAGUGACUCAUUCAAGGUCGGGCAAGGAGAAAACGAAGCGAGGGUGAGACACCGCUGGCUACCUCUUAAAAAUCUCAGACCCUCUGUGGCCUUUCAUGGAUUAAAAUAUGGUCGAAGUUGAGGUUUUGUGGUGUUAGCCCCCUCCCCUCCCCAGCAUUUCAGGAGAGGCUUCCUACAAGCCCCAUCGCCUUCUAUCCCCAGAAGGAUAGGUUGCGGAGCCCCAGAAACCACUCACUGCAAACCGCACCAGCAGCUUCUCUCUAACCUUAGAGAGCCUCUGAGACUGAGGGGAUAACUCUAAUGGAAGGAAAAAUGGAUUGGCUCAGGUGUCUAGACAGCUUUGUGUGUGUUGAGUAUUCACGCAGAGUAGCAGCUCAUAUCCACCACCGAGGAGAAAGAUGGCUCAGCAAUGCCCCGUGUGAAUCUAAGCCCGGCUCAGUUUGUGGUGUCGCCUGGGAGGUACUCUUCUGUUUUGCUUAAGUCUUGAACCUCUAGCCCGCUUCAGGAUUGCUCAGACUGCACUUUCCUGACCGCUGCUUUCUCUGCACAGGAAAUGUCUGUAGGGCUGGCAAGUACUUCUUCCUGUCUCUGCACUCCCACUCCAAAUGGUGCAUUCAAUAUUCGAGAACCACUAACUGUCUUCCCUCUUAGCCUGGAACACACUUUGUCCUCACAUUUUCAGUUAGCUGGCUUAGAAGCCCUGUGUCUGUCCUGAACCUUUGUCAGACAUCUAAAGACCUCAACUUAUAAACUGUAAAUACUACUCUUGUAAGCUCAUAAGAGACCUAAGAAUCCCAUUUUCUUCAUCUAAAGUGAUUUUUCCAAUAUAGCAGUAUGAGAAUAGGAAGUAGGGGAAAAAUCCCCCAGACACCAGAGGGCUAGGACUAGAGUUGACCAUUUACUUAAAAUAAUCAAAGUAAAAGCUUCUUUAUUUCUUUAACACUUUUUAUAUCAUGUUUUGAAUAUCUAUAGGUGUGUUCUAGGGUGAACUGAUAUAACAGUGUACAAAAAUUCUAGAGAGGACAGAUUAUCAACCAAAUGAGUAAUUUACACAUGGUAUUAGUAAAUGAUCUUUGCUUUGAAGAAAAAUAAGGGAGAGAUGGAGUCUGGUGGCUUUGAGCAAAGCCUUUAAACAGGGCUAUGUUGGCAUCUGAAAGAAGUUGAGUCCCAUCCACAGGACAUGGCACAUGCGAAGACGCCAGGAAGAUCCCCUGGCAGUGACUGAGAAAAUGACAGAGCCUGGUUGGGGCAGAGCUUGCAGAACCUUGUAGGCGAUGAGAGCACUCUGGCUUUUGUCAGGAGAUGAGGAGUUAGGGGAGGGCUCAAAUAUGGGAGCAAUGGGCCCUGGGUUGACAAGUCAUUAGUUGGAAGGUCAGGGGAAUGGUUGAGGACAAGCAUAAAAGAAGACAGAAUUGCGGCCGGGCGUGGUGGCGCACGCCUUUAAUCCCAGCACUCGGGAGGCAGAGGCAGGCGGAUUUCUGAGUUCAAGGUCAGCCUGGUCUACAAAGUGAGCUCCAGGACAGCCAGGGCUAUACAGAGAAACCCUGUAAACAACAACAAAACAAAACAAAACAACAAAAAAAAAAAAAAAAAAAAAAGAGAGAAUUGCGAGGAUACCGCUGAAAUGAGCCCAGAAAUCACUCGUCCUGGAAAUUAUAAAAAACACUGUGGGUGUUCACAAAAAAGGAAGAGUAUUGUGUUUAUGGAAUACAAAGUAAGAUCAGGAAAAACAUUUUAAAACGCGCUUCAGUUGGGAGGCAGAAAGUUCAGUUUGGGAGCUACUGUGCUACCGCAUCUAGUCUGAUGCAAUGGACUUGAGAGUCCUGGUGAGCUGUGCUCCACAAUGAAUCUUCUCCGGAGCUAACAGCGUUUGACCUGUGCAUUUCAUAAUAAGCUUUCAUGGGCCUUCUCAGGUUGCUCUCCCCUUCCUAUUUCCCCAAAUUGCCUGGGUGCACGUUAAAAAACAAAACAAAACAAAACAAAACAAAACCAAAAAUAGGGUCCAUCUCAUUCUGUGAUUAUAGCAGGACUACAGGAGAAUCCCUGUGAUGACAAAGUUUGGGAAGCUGACCACACUUUGAGAGGUUUGUUGAGAGCUAGAAAACAGCAAAGGUCGUCCGUGAGGGCCGGCAGGUGGCGCCACAUGAUCGUGAGCAGCUGAGGGCUCACAGAGUCACGGAGACCGCAGGUCCUCGGCGUUGCUAGGGCCACCCUGUCACCGCGAAUCUCCAGAGGAACCGCAUGCAGGGGUAGUGGGCUGGGGGGCUUGACUAGUAUCCCGAUUUGGUUUUAGGCUAUGUGCAUCGUAAGCUGUCUCCAGUCCGGCUCUGGUGCUCCCAGGGAAGGAGGGCUCAGCCCAUUCUGCGGCGACACGGAGCCCCGUGGAGCCCGCAAGUCCCUGCAGCAAGGACCCGAGGCCUCGCGCCUCAGGGCAGUAUUGCAGGGCUGCCAAGCCGCGCGCGAGGAUCUACUACAGAGACCCCACAGGGAGCGCCGCACCCGCGGACCGCUCCCUUUCAUUGGCCGCCUGGAGGAAGACCACGCCCCCAUCCCUACAGCGCUCAUCUUUGACUGGCUCUUGCAUCCGGGAUGGCCACGCCUCCUCCCCGCGCAUACACAAGAGUCACGCGCCUUUCAGUUGGAAACUUGGCAUGCAGAGGAGGACAGUGGCCCUCAUCUCCCCGCCCACCUCCCGUGCCAUUGGUGCGGCACGCCGACUGCGACCACGCCCCCAUUCCAGCCCCCUGGCUGGGAAGGCGGGCACCCGCUCUUGAUUGGCUGGCAGACCUGCCUCUCGCGGGAGAGGCUAGCACGCCCCUCCCUCCGCUCCCUCCUCCCUCGAGCCCGGGGGUUCCUCAGCUGGCUCAGUCCGAAUCAGUGUCAUUCAGAGAGAAGGACAGCUAAGGGCUGGGCGCGAACGCGCGGUUGCAGUCCUGCUCGGGCGCCGGUGCCUGCGCUCGCGCCGCCGGGUGGGAAGGAUGAAGCCUCAGCUGGAGCAGCCACCCUAUGAUUGGCUGUGGCGCUUGUGAACCCGAAGUAAAGAUGGCGGGCGGGCAGGCAGCCGCCGCACUGCCCACUUGGAAGAUGGCGGCGCGCCGCAGCCUCAGUGCCCGCGGCCGGGGGGUCCUGCAAGCAGCUGCGGGCCGGCUGCUGCCGCUGCUACUGCUGAGCUGCUGCUGGGGAGCGGGCGGCUGCACAGCGGCCGGCGAGAACGAGGAGACCGUGAUCAUCGGGCUGCGGCUGGAGGAUACGAACGACGUGUCGUUCAUGGAAGGGGGUGCUCUGCGGGUGAGCGAGCGGACCCGGGUCAAGCUGCGGGUGUACGGGCAGAACAUCAACAACGAGACGUGGUCCCGCAUCGCCUUCACUGAGCACGAGCGGCGCCGGCACACACCCAGCGAGCGUGGGCUGGGGGGCCCCGCGCCUCCGGAGCCGGACAGCGGCCCCCAGCGCUGCGGCAUCCGCACCUCAGACAUCAUCAUCUUGCCCCACAUCAUUCUCAAUCGCCGCACAUCGGGCAUCAUCGAGAUCGAGAUUAAACCGCUGCGCAAGAUGGAGAAGAGCAAGUCUUAUUACCUGUGCACGUCUCUCUCCACGCCCGCACUAGGCGCCGGCGGCUCCGGGUCUGCGAGUGGCACCGUCGGGGGCAAGGGUGGCGCGGGGGUGGCCGGACUCCCGCCUCCUCCGUGGGCCGAGACCACCUGGAUUUACCACGACGGUGAGGACACCAAGAUGAUAGUGGGCGAGGAGAAGAAGUUCUUGCUGCCCUUCUGGCUGCAAGUGAUCUUCAUCUCGCUGCUGCUGUGCCUGUCGGGCAUGUUCAGCGGCCUCAACCUGGGGCUCAUGGCUCUGGACCCGAUGGAGCUGCGCAUCGUGCAAAACUGCGGCACGGAGAAAGAGAAGAAUUAUGCCAAGCGCAUCGAGCCGGUGCGCAGGCAGGGCAACUACCUGCUGUGCUCGCUGCUGCUGGGCAACGUACUGGUCAACACCACGCUCACCAUCCUGCUGGACGACAUUGCGGGCUCAGGCCUUGUGGCGGUGGUGGUCUCCACCAUUGGCAUCGUCAUCUUCGGAGAAAUCGUGCCCCAAGCCAUCUGCUCCCGACACGGCCUGGCGGUAGGGGCCAACACCAUCUUCCUCACCAAGUUUUUCAUGAUGAUGACAUUCCCCGCUUCUUAUCCGGUUAGCAAACUGCUGGACUGCGUCCUGGGCCAGGAGAUAGGCACGGUCUAUAACCGGGAAAAACUGCUGGAGAUGCUCCGGGUUACUGACCCCUAUAACGACCUCGUUAAGGAAGAGCUGAACAUCAUCCAAGGGGCGCUGGAGCUCCGCACCAAGACGGUGGAGGACGUGAUGACUCCCCUCAGGGACUGCUUCAUGAUAACCGGCGAGGCUAUCCUGGACUUCAACACCAUGUCGGAGAUCAUGGAGAGUGGCUACACUCGAAUCCCGGUGUUCGAGGGAGAACGUUCCAACAUCGUGGACCUGCUCUUUGUCAAAGACUUGGCCUUCGUGGAUCCGGAUGACUGUACUCCCUUGAAAACCAUCACCAAGUUUUACAAUCACCCUUUGCACUUCGUUUUCAACGACACCAAGUUGGACGCUAUGCUGGAAGAAUUUAAGAAAGAUGUUAGAGGAAGCCCUGGCUUUUAGUUAGUUCCUUUUAUACUGCCAUCAGCAGUGUGAACUCCAGGGCUUCAUGCACACCAAGCAAGUGCUCACAGCGCUAUAUGCCAGCCCUCUUUCCCCUCCCUCCCUUGCUCCCUCCCUUCGUUCCUCCUUUCCUUCCUUCCUUCCUUCCUUCCUUCCUUCCUUCCUUCCUUCCUUCCUUCCUUCCUUCCUUCCUUCCUUCCAUGCCUGUGUUCAGCCAGUGGUAGUCUGAGUCUGUUUUCUUAUGGAGUAAAGACAGACGGAGGGCAUCUCCUGAUCUUUACUUGAGAGUGAGUAGCUUCAGUUUUCUUGUUUGCCAGUCUGCAAUCAUAGAAGCAAUGUGCUGACUGGACUCAGAGUCUCUGUAGAGUGGCAUUUGGGGUUUAGAUGGUCCUGAGACUCAGGCAAGACUAGGAACUGUUUUAGCAGAUUUUAUGGCGGGAAAUUAAGAAGAAAAACAGCUAGAACAAUACAAAUACUCUCUCCUAAGGCGAGUUUUCUUAUGUCACUUGAUUUAAAGCUGGGCAGGAAUAAUCUCUGUGCAGAGGACAUUACUGAGCAGAGGCCAAAGCUUUGUGUCACCCUCUGCAUUGGAGGCUGUCACCAUCAGGAUGUCCUUGAAGACCUGAGGUUUCAGGAAACCAGGGAGACACAGUGAAGCCCUCUGCUCUUUGUGUGUGUGUGUGAAAUAAAGAAUUAGGGUCUAGGGUUGCAAUUUAUUUUAAAACAUGUUAUCAGAUGAGCAAAAUGGAGGUUAGCUGCCUGGACUACAACUCUUUGAUCCGAUAGCUCCGAUGAAAUGAAAGAUUGGUGACAGAGUUCAGAGCUGACUGGAUGUGCACCCGGAGCACUGCUGCCCUGAAGAGAGCCAUGGAGAUUAUGGGAACCAGUGCAUCUGCUUGUCUGUAGAUACUGCCACUGAAAAACCGAUCAAGAAGAGGAAAGAAGAGUAAAAGCUGUGGACUAGGACCCCGUGCCUGAAGUGCACUUAGAAGGUUCAGGACUAUCUUAUACUGGUUACUAAAAUAAAAAGACGUUUUAACUUUGGUCAGGACCAGGUAUUAGUUGAGUUUUAUAAAAUCUUGUAUGGUCUUGGAUAAAAAGAUUACUGGAUGGUGAAGCCCACCAGUUGGCCCGUACCUUCAAGGAGGCAUCUUUGUGCCUCCCUCUGGAGCAGGAGCUGACUGUGAUGUGGAGGAUGGACCAACACAUCCACAAUGGGUUAAGGGACCACAGAGGCUGAAACAAACGUGUUGGCAAAAGAGCCUUUAAUUGGUUUAAGCUGGCUUAGCUCCCAUUAGCUAAAUAUCCAACAAGUCAGUGGUUCGUGCUUUCUCUGUGACCUCCGCCCACAGGCCACUCUCCAAGCCAGCUAUUAGAGAAGCUGUGAGGUUUGCUGCCUUUUCCCCAAAUGCUGGUGAUGUCCCUUUCCAGCAUUCAUCCACCCAGCCUGGCAGCGUGAGGCCCCAGCCAUCUGCUGAAUGUUAUAAGCAUGUCCACAAGGCUUACUUGAUCCCACCACCCAUUCAAAGGGAAAUGGAGGUGUUUCUGGCAGAGUUCUGGGCUGUAGGCAUUCAUUACCUGUCUCCGUCCUUCCUUCCUUCCUUCCUUCCUUCCUUCCUUCCUUCCUUCCUUCCUUCCUUCCUUCCUUCCUUCCUUCCUUUCUUUCUUUCUUUCUUUCUUUCUUUCUUUCUUUCUUUCUUUCUUUCUUUCUUUCUUUCUGCAAGACUUCUGAAGGAAACUAGCUACUGACUUCCUUUCCUUGCAUGCGGCUUCAGCUUGCAUUCUCAACAAUCUGGCCCCAGACAGUCCUAGCCAGUGAUGUCACUGGCGUCUUGGUUGUCAUCCUUCCUAGCUGCUUUGGCGCCUUCCCUGAGGUUGGCAGUAGCUGUGGACCACUCUCCUCUCCAGCUUGGCUCCCUCUGUGCCUCUGGUCUUCUCUUGCCUCUCUCUGGCAUGGUGAAGUCCCCUUUCAUUCCUAAGGCAGCCUUUCCUGACAUUGUUGUCCUCCAGGCUCCCUUUCAGAACUUUCUCCAUCUUUAGAAGGCUUUCUUUGACUUUUUUUUUAAAAAUCUGUAAGCGUUAUUGAGUAUUCUAGGUGACAGAGUUAAGUUAGAUCUAUCUUCUGUUGUGUAAUGUGUUAUACAUAUGAAUUUAUACUGUCUUCCCCUUGAAUCUUGUUAGUGAUUUGCUUUUAAAAUGCUUGUAAAAAGGGUUUUUGUUUUUUACAUUCUCACUGCUACUAUCUAGGCCUUGGAAUUCUUUUAUUUGUGUCUGUUAUGAUUUUUAUGCUCCAUAAAUGCAUGUUGUUUUCAAAUUAAA